Messenger RNA from Lineus longissimus, 21817 nucleotides. RefSeq lists its product as uncharacterized. Lineage: Eukaryota; Metazoa; Nemertea; Pilidiophora; Heteronemertea; Lineidae. Gene Ontology annotation, molecular function: DNA-binding transcription factor activity, RNA polymerase II-specific; RNA polymerase II transcription regulatory region sequence-specific DNA binding. Gene Ontology annotation, biological process: regulation of transcription by RNA polymerase II. Bases 85 to 16368 code for a protein of 5427 amino acids. The transcript is spliced from 3 exons. The record is from RefSeq and is a predicted model, not a curated record. Gene Ontology annotation, cellular component: nucleus.
UCUUCAUUGCACAAUAUUCCUGCAUGUGGUAGUCUUUCCACGAAACAUUUUGACGGUGACAUUGGCGAUAAUGUUGGCCAACUUAUGCCCAGCCAACCGGACAACAUCCCAAUUGACCUAAGCAGUAUCAUUACAUGUGGCAACAGGGUGAAAAGUAUGGAGAUUGCCCAUACCGCCAGAGACAACUGCGCCAAACAGUCGGUCAAAUUCAAUGAACAAGUAUCAAGUGGUGACGACAGCAUUGACGCUACCAGCGAGGUGAAUAUUUUUGGAGACAAACGGAUAAACGAUUCACCUCGUUGGGUCGUUUUAGAUUCGUACUCUCCGUCCAAGUCCGAGGAGAGUUGUGGUGACUUGUUCCAUAAUGAACUGAGAAAUACUCAUCUUCUUCUUAAUGGAGACUCUCUCACUCCAAGUGAAAAUGAUUUGAAUCUUUCUGGGGAUUCGAAUCCUGAGGCUGCUGAGAAAAUGGCUACUCCUACUGUGCAUAAGAGUGCUGCAGUUUUAGUUGAUCAUGUUGCAGUUAUAAGAUGUAGCGAAGAUCGAAUCGCCGAACGUCAUCCCGCUCAGUUUGGCCCCGAACGGACUUCGACUAACAGUGAAUUGCCUAUGGAUAUAGAUGAUAGUUAUCAACUGAAGCACCGACAACUAACCAAGAAGGAGAGGAUGAAACAUGUAGGAGAGGAAGACCAGCCUUCAGAUAAAAUUUUAGGAGAAAGCCAUAUCCCGGUGCCCCAAAAUGUCCCACGUCUAUCCAGUCUCAAGAGUCAAAAUCUUCUAGAAUCUCAUAACGAUCUUCCAACGGCUCUACCUCACGAACUCCAGGUAACGCAACAGCACAAUUUACAAUCAAUCUGUACCCAUGAGCUGUUGACCCCAAGUGAAGAACUACGUACCAGUGACUGUGAUCUAGAUCGUCCAUUUUGCCAAGACGCUUCUUCGUCUUGUGAUACCAGCAGUGAUAGCAGUAUCUUGCCUACGUUUUUUGACAUAAGUGAGCCUGCUGAUACGUAUUCGAGUACCAAGGCCAAUGAGACAGUGCCUGAGUUUGAGGAAUUGGGGGCGGAUAUCUCCAAGGAUAUACAAGAUCAAGGCGUUAUAACCAAUCAGGUCAUUUCCAAUUCAAAACUCUGUGAUUCGUUUUUAAAGGCUAAGUAUAAGUGUGUUCAGGUUAAUUCUCAUGCUGGCAGCAACAUCCAGUUGUCUGAUUUAGCACCUUCUUCGGAAACAAUGGUUGUGUCUUGCAGUAUUAGUCCUGUGUGUUCGACUGAUAAUCAGUCCGCUACUCAGAGUCCAGGUAAAAAUGUUGGUUUCAAUCAAAGUGCACUUUUGGGCAAUUCAACGUUGCCACUUGUGGGGGUUGUGGAGAAUUCUUUGCGAGAGAGUGAAAAUGGCGACAAGACGAAAGAGCAGUUACCUAGUCCUUCUAAACUAGUCAUAAGGAGUGAGAGUAUGGAUACCGUGCGUAAACUAGUCGGCAAACCAGUCAAAGAUCAUCCUACGACAAAUUUACAGUUGCCAGUGGAUACUUCAGAAAAGGAAAGCUCGGGUUCUGAAAUUGCUUCAGGGAAAACUGGAAGUGUGCAGCAAAGUUCUAGUGCAGUUGUAUCCUCAUCACUGCCUGGUUCCAAUGAUAAAUCUGGUCAGCCGACCAAGGCUAAGGUUUCAUUUGAUAACUUUAGAUUGUCAGCGUAUCAGAGAGUUCAUAAGUUGAUGCUGUCUAAGGUAGCAAAAGUAGCUCCGGAACCAAGAUCGAGAAAGAAGACCGGAAAUGGAACGCAAAUCCAGGAAAAAACUGUCAUCAGUGAAAAAGUGCAAAUAAAGAUUGAGGUUAGUGAACAAUGUGAGCAAACGAGUGCAUUUGAUGAAAAAGCCCAGCAAAGGACUGAAAUUGAAAUGGGUGAUAACGUGCAGAAAAUGGUUAAUGUUGUUGAUAAAGUCAAGGAAAGAUAUCAAGUUGUCCAGAAAGCUCAGAAUGUUGGUGUAGUCAGUGAGCAAUCUCGGAGAAAGAUAUCAUUAGGUGAGGAAACCCAGAAAUGGACUGAAGUUGAUGAGAAAACGACCUUACAUGGUGAUAUAGGAGUUGUGCAGGUGAAAACGGAAGUCUGUGAUGAAUUUCUGGAAGAGAUUGAAAUUGGUGAAGACAUUCAGGAAAAGACUGCAAUUGAUGACAAAUUGCCGAAAAAGUCUGAAAUCUGUGAAGAAGUUCAGAAAAACCCUCAAGCUGGUGAGAACAUGCAGGAAGAGAGUGAAGUCGGUGGCAACAUGCAGAAAAAGAUUGAUGAUGUUGACAUAUCGCAGGAAAAUAUGAACACUUUCGCCUCUAAGCUGGCCGAAUCUCCUCAAAAUAAUGCUCAUUCUGAGUCAGCCGAGGUCGUGAAUGGACCUGAGGUUCUGUUUGAAGAAACCCUGGAAGUUGUUGAUGAAGCUUUGGAGAAUGCUAAUGUGGAAAACGGAGAGAAUAUCGACACUGAAGACUCUGAAUUUGCAUUUGUCACACCACAGAAGAGACCGCAUGAUAGCGCUAGCGAAGAAAUUAGUCCUAGCUCCAUCCCGUGUAUUUUUUGCGUUGGUGCGCGUUAUGGUAGUGCGUGGUUACUCCAGAACCACAUCGAGGAUGAGCACCCUGAUAAAGACAAGGAGUUGAUUGGGGAGUUUAUUCACGAGGCAUUUAAACUCGGUAGGAAAUCACGCAAGAAGGUGAAACACGAUGGCAAAACUACCUCGGGAAAUUCUCCCCUAUCAAGAGGAGGUGGCAAUGCUACUAAUAGAUCUGUGGAUGCAUCUUCGAAUGUGGCAAAGCAAUCUCCUAAAGGGAAGUCGUCAAAGCUUGCUGACGAACAAGGUCAUAAGAAAUCGGUUCAAGCGGACUCUGCAAGUGAUGGUUUGAAAGAAAUGUCGAGCAGUGAGGUCAACUUGGCAGAUUGUGCGGUCGUCCUAAAUCGAAUUGAUUUGCCCUCUCCGUCCAGUGAGUCAAACCAAAGUACUAUUAUUUAUUAUGAUACACCUGAAGAAACACUGUUGUCUUUGGGGGAAGAUACCCCUAGUCCUGUUACUUGUAUAUUUUGCAGGGGUCAUAGUUACAGGAACCCUUGGAUGCUCGACUACCACAUUGUGGAAGAACAUAGUGAUGUGCCUAAAGUGCGAGUGUUUGGAUUUACCUCUGUGGCUUUUGCUAGACUCUGUAAAAAGGGGCGUAAGCCAGUGAAAUAUGUUGAGGAUGAUACAUCCAUGACGUCUGAGAAUGAUGACGAAGAGGAGGCUGAGGAAUCGGAUGAUUGGAUCUCAGACGGUGGGCAGACUUUAGAAUCGGAGGGUGACGUGUCAUCAGAAGAUUCAAAAGAACAAACUGUUGAAUCGGAUGAUAACCAGUCAUUGAGGAAUUUUCUAGUUCCGGAUGCGGGUGUUAUGGUGUUGCCAGAUCGUGCUUAUGAGCAGACGUCGGACAUUGAUGAGCAAACAACAGAUUCUGAUGAGCAGACGACAGAGACCGAUGAGCAGACGACAGAGGCAGAUGAGCAGAUGGAAGAGGCAGAUAUUUCAGAGUCUAAUGAUGCAGAGUUGUUGGGCAAUUUUAGGAGAGAUUCCUCAAAGAAAGCCUGCAGAAAUAAGUCGCACAGAAAAGGCUCCGAGUGCCAAAGGAAGGAAUUGUCUGCUGCCAGGGAACACUUUGAAGAAGCGUCAAACAAAUCUGAAACAAGGCAUGUGGCAAGGGAUAGUAGGAAGUGUUCAGGUGCUGUCAGAAAGCCAUGUUCCCACAGACCUGACUCGGGCAGGUUUCAAAGUAAGAGGCGUACUAGAGAAGUGAAUAUGGAUGCAAGUCUACCUCUUAUUCCUCUUAAGAUGAGAAAGUCGACAGGCGACAAAAGCGGAUGUUCAGGUAGUGUAGUUCAGAAAAGAAAUAUGACAGGAGGAGUCGACUUGGCUGCCAAAGCUGUUGAGACACCUCCAGUGCGUUGCAAGAAAAGGGCCCGAAGAACCAACUCGAAUCCUCUCAUUGCUUCUAGGAACCAGAAUGCUUCGUCAACAUUGAGACGAGUCAGAAGUGCUAGUUUCUCAGGGAAUACCUCUGAAUCCAGGUUUGUCAUGAGCAAAGAUGACGAAAGUUCUGACGACAGUGGAACAAGUGGGCCUACUCCCAGUCCAACAUCUAGAAUUCCUGACAGACUUUCUUUGCCAGGAAAACUGACAGUUCCGUACAAACUAAGAGGAAGGUCUAAAAGUUUUGAGGAAGAAACUGCUUCUAGCGAAAAUAAUAGAACUUGCAAUGUCAGUGGUAGGCCUACGUCAAGUCAACAAGCCAGAGUUUUCAGCAGAUUUGCUUCCAUGCGAGAAAAACGUUCAAAUCCGUCCAAGAGGAGACGAAGGACAAGAAGCUGUGAGCAGAAAGCAUUGACAUCUCAGCAGAUUGAAAGGUUAAAACAUCAUCUUGUUGUGAGGCAGACGUCAAUUAAAGAAGCUCAGCCAGUGGUGCAUGGCGAAGAUGCUGACUUGGUGACGUCUGCCAAGAAGGCUGACCUUGCGUCACCUGGAGGCAGUGAAGAAGAAGGGUUUUUGGUACUGUCCGAAGAAGCUGAGCUUGUAGCACCAAUAGAAACAUCUGAACUGGCGGCACCAGUUGAAGAGGCUGACCUGCUGGCACCUACCGAAGAAGGUGAUUCCAUUGCUGAUGAAGAAACCAAGCUCUCUGAGGAAGAAGCUUUUCUGCUGGUUCGUGUCGUAGAAGCAGUGGGAACUGUUGAUGAGGCAGUUGGAUUAGCAGCGUUGAAAGAAAUGGAGGGGUCUGUACAAGAUGCUGAACCGAUGUCACCUGUUGAAGAAUCUGAUCUCAAGGCACCUUCUGAUGGAGCUGUGCGAGUUGCAUUUUGCAAAGACGCUGAGCCAGUGGCACCUUCUAAAGAACAUGAAGAAGACGUGGCAGGGACACAAGCAGAAAAGGAGGCAUCGGAAAAAACCAAGGAAAAGCUAAGUUCGUCGGAUACCAGUGAUAAGGCUGUUGACAAGUCUGAUGAGUCAAAAUCAUCAAAUGGUGUACAGCACAAAGCCACUGUUCAACCUCAUAUUAAGGAUGACCCGGGCUUUUUGGAACAGUUACUGAAAUCAAGUACUUCUCCUGGGAAACCUAGUACUUCUCCCAGAAAACCUAGUACUUCUCCCAGGAAACCUAGUACUUCUCCCAGAAAACCUAGUACUUCUCCAAGAAAACCUAGUACUUCUCCAAGAAAACCUAGUACUUCUCCAAGAAAACCUAGUACUUCUCCAAGAAAACCUAGUACUUCUCCAAGAAAACCUAGUACUUCUCCAAAAAAACCUAGUACUUCUCCAAGAAAAUUUAGUACUUCUCUGCGGAAAACCUUGCAGAAAAGGAGAAGAAGUGCAGAAACUUUUUACAGUAGUUGUCAUGAACGUCUGCUUGCGAUGUGUAGUAUUGAAACAGUGGCUGAACUGAUUGAAAGAGAUAUCGCAAACAAGAGGAAAAGCGGAGAAGUAACAGAAAUCCAUGUGAGGAAAAACAACUCUGAGGCAAUAGAAACUUUGCCGAGGGUUCAGGAGACGUCUGCUCUGGAUAAAAUGAUUUCGUCUGCUACGACACUUCCAACUGCCUUACAAGAUACUCGGAUUGUAGUUUUGAAGGAAACAAGUCCGGUCAAAGAAGUUUCAUCAGUUCAGUCAAAGCUUAACUUGAGCCGUCUAAUUGCAUCAGCGGACUGUUCUGUAGCAGUUGUUCCGAAAGAAAAUGCUGACAUGGAUACCAGGAAUGUUUUGCCAAAGAUGGUGUCUUCCGGUCAGAUGACACCGACUUCAACAAGAAAAGUUCCAGCCGCAGCAGGUGACUCUGUCAACCGAACAGCUUCAGUAGACAUCUCUGAUAUCCAGGAACAAGACGCUAGCCUUUUCUCUAACCGUGCGAAUUCGUGGAAUGAAAGUGAGAUUCGUGGCUCAGGGAGAAGUUCUUCAGCAGAUUACGUUCCAGUUGGUAUCAGGAGGGAAAAUUCUGACCUUUCAACAUGCAGUGCAAAUUCUGGCAAAGAAAAUGAGAUACCUGGGGAAUCAUUGGAAAACUUUUCAAAAACUACAGCAAAGGAUGCACUUGACACAAUGACGUCUAGUACAGUGAGAGAUAAAAACUGUAAGGAAAGUUUUACAAGGAUAGUUUUUGACAGACAAAAUGAUGAUGACAGAUCUUGUCAGGCAAAUGAAAUUGCUGACUUUAUCAGAAAAGUGCCCCCUGGUGUCCAGAAUAGAAGAACUAGUAAUGCAUCGGAUGGCAGUGACAAUGCACGCAUAUCAAGUGUGGCAAAUGGAAUUGCUGACUUCAUCAGAAAGACGCCCUCUGGUGUCCGGGAUAGAAGAACGAGUGACACGUCAGAUAGCAGUGACAAUGCACGCACAUCAAGUGUGGCAGAUGGAAUUGCUGACUUCAUCAGAAAGACGCCCUCUGGUGUCCGGGAUAGAAGAAUGAGUAACACAUCAGAUGGCAGUGACAAUGCACACACAUCAAGUGUGGCAAAUGGUAUUGCUGACUUCAUCAGAAAGACGCCCCCUGGUGUCCAGAAUAGAAGAACUAGUAACACAUCAGAUGGCAGUGACAUUGCAAGCUCAUCAAGUGUGGCAGAUGGAAUUGCUGACUUCAUCAGAAAGACACCCCCUGGUGUCCAGAAUAGAAGAACUAGUAACACAUCAGAUGGCAGUGACAUUGCACACACAUCAAGUGUGGCAAAUGGUAUUGCUGACUUCAUCAGAAAGACGCCCCCUGGUGUCCGGGAUAGAAGAACGAGUAACACAUCAGAUAGCAGUGACAAUGCACGCACAUCAAGUGUGGCAAAUGGAAUUGCUGACUUCAUCAGAAAGACGUCCUCUGGUGUCCGGGAUAGAAGAACUAGUAAUGCAUCGGAUGGCAGUGACAAUGCACGCACAUCAAGUGUGGCAGAUGGAUUUGCUGACUUCAUCAGAAGGACACCCUCUGGUGUCCGGGAUAGAAGAACUAGUAAUGCAUCGGAUGGCAGUGACAAUGCACACAUAUCAAGUGUGGCAAAUGGAAUUGCUGACUUCAUCAGAAAGACGCCCUCUGGUGUCCGGGAUAGACGAAUGAGUAGCGCCUCAGAUGGUGGUGGCGAUGGCAUGAAAAGUAGUUCAGGCAACAGUGUCAUUCCUAUAAAAGGCCUACCAAAUGGAAAAGCAGACAGCGUCAGCAAAGUUGGAUUGGUGGAACCUAGAGCUAAUACAUGUAGCAAUAACGGCAUUCCAACUGAAAGUGCGGUUCCGAGGAAACUAGAUGGUGAAGCAAAAACUGUUGGGAAAGCCGGAUUAGAGCAAUCUGGAGGUACUGUUUUAGGAAGUAUAUCAAAUGGAAGUAAAGAUACCAUACAAGUCAAAUCAAAUGGACUGCAGGACACUGUAAGCAAAACAGGAUUGGUGUCACCCAAAGCUUGUAGCAAGACCGGCGCAGUGUUGCCCAAAGCUGGUAGUAAGACAGGCACAGUGUUGCCAAAAGCUGGUAGCAAGACAAGCACAGUGUUGCCAAAAGCUGGUAGUAAGACAGGCACAGUGUUGCCCAAAGCUGGUAGCAAGACAGGCACAUCGUCACCCAAAGCUGGUAGCAAAGCAGGCACAUCGUCACCCAAAGCUGGUAGCAAAGCAGGCACAGUGUUACCUAAAGCUGGUAGCAAGACAGGCGCAGUGUUGCCAAAAUCUGGUAGUAAAGCAGGUGCAGUGUUACCUAAAGCUGGUAGCAAAGCAGGCGCAGUGUUACUUAAAGCUGGUAGCAAAGCAGACGCAAAAGCAGGCGCAGUGUCACCCAACACUGGUAGCAAUGCCGCCACAUCUAGUAAAAGUCCAAUGCCAAAAUCAGAAGGACUUAAAAGUGCUGAAAGGACAAGCGGCACCUCCAAGACUCAGAAGGAAAGCUUAACCAAAAUGGUCUUCAGCGAACUAAAAGAUGAUGCUAGUUUUUGUCAGGCCAUUGAAUUUGCUGGGUUUUUGAGAAAAAAGCCCUCUGGUGUCGGAAACAAGAGAUUCAGCGGUACCAGUAAUGCUUCUGAUGGAACUGUAACAAGUGGCAAUUUAAGCAGAUCGAGUCAAAGUACUGCCCAAGUAAAUCUAGACAGGAAAGGCACCAGUGUCGGCACUGGUCGGGCUAAUGCCACCGACAAAAUUGAAUUAGAAUCGCCUGGAACUGGUAGCAAUAAACUUGCAAUAAGUAAAAGUACCAGUCAGAAAACCACACCUAGCAAAUCAAAUAGAUCGCCAAAUUGUGUGAGCAAGGUUGGAUUGGUGUCUUCUGAUGUAGGUAUCAACGCAAGCUUAUCGAGUCCUAAAAGUGAUGCGUUGGCACAGUCUGCUGGACCGAAAAACACAAGCAGCAAGACUGUAUUGGUAACGUCCAAAGCUGGUCGUGCUAAACACAUAUCAGGUAAAAGUCCUGCAUCAAGAAAAUCAGAAAGUCGGGAGGACGCAGGCAGCAGAAUCGGAUUGGUAUUGUCGAACGCUGGUAACACUGAGAACAUAUCAAGUAAUAGAUGGAUAUCAGGAAACCAAGAUGCUGAGAACAAAUCAAGAAACAGAAUGAUAUCAGGAAACCAAGAUGCUGAGAACAUAUCAAGUGAUAGAAGGAUAUCAGGAAACCAAGAUGCUGAGAACAUAUCAAGUAAUAGAAGGAUAUCAGGAAACCAAGAUGCUGAGAACAAAUCAAGUAACAGAAUGAUAUCCAGAAACCAAGAUGCUAGGAUUGUAGUUUCGAGAGCAACUGAUCCAGUUAUCGGUGUCUCACCACUUGAGUCAAAGUUGGAUGAGUUUAGAAAGGAUAGUGAUGCCCCAUUGUUUGAAAAUGGGGAAAAUAUUGACCGCGUUCGUUUUUCUUCGUUGGGCGAACGAUCAGGUUCUGAAGAUGACCAACUCAGAUCUUUUCCUCACAGAACUGGGGAUAGCAAUUCAUGCAAGGCCUCGAAUGCUAAGGAGCAGAGAGUUCAGACUUCCCCUGGGAAAUCAAAUGCUGAUUCUGAUUCCAAAGGAGGGUCGUCUUGUUCUGUUAAAAAGGUAGAUGCUCAACUGGUGGUUGUUUUGAGAAGGUUGAGCCCAAAAGUUAUUGAAAAGUUGCAAGUUAGAAUGAAGUCGCGGUCUGUGGAGAGGAGACAAGAGAAGGAAGAUGGAGAUGGUCCGGAGAUGAAGGGCUGUUCACCGCAUCGCAAUGGAGCACAAAAUGAUGAUCGUAAUCGAAAGUUGUCGGUGUCUUCAUUACAAGAUGGUGAUAAAGAUUGCAGAAAGGAAAAUGCAAGCUCUGCAAGUGGUGGCCAGGUGUCUGAUAAAAGCCCUAAAAAGAGUUGUUCUACUGAAUGUGGCCAAAUGUCUUCAAAAGGAAAAAACCCUGUAAAGUGUAAUGCAGGAAAUGAGUCAGAUCAGUCCUCUAAAAGUCUGUUGGACAUGAGGAGUGGUGAUGUUAUUUCAUCUGAACACAUCGGGAAAUCUGGACAUGGUUCAAGUCGGAAAUCAUUGACAGAGAAAUCGGAUGUGUCUUUGAAAGAUGUUAGACCUACAGGAGUAGGUUCAUCUCCAAAGUCUUCCAAGUCCUCUUAUGAGAAAUAUUCUGCUGCUAAGCCUGGUGGAUCUUCAAACAAAAAGUCGUCAGUUGCUAAGCCUGGUUUGUCCUCUGAUGAGAUGUCUUCUGCUGCAAAGCCUGUCAGGUCUUCCAAUGAAAAGUCAUCCACUGCUCAGACGAGUUUGCCCUCAGAUGAGAAGUCUUCUGCCACUAGUACUAAUAGGUGCUUAGAUAAGAUGUCUGUUGCCGCAAAGCAUAGCGGGUCUUCAAAUGAAAAGUCUGCUGCUGAGAUGAGUUUGUCCUCAGAUGAGAAGUCUGCUACUGCUAAAUUUAAUAGGUCACAAAAUGAGAAAUAUUCUGGCACUAAACCUGCCAGGGGGUCCUCAAAUGGGAAAGCUUCCAUUGUUGGACCGAGCAGGUCCUUGAAAGACCAGAGUCUCGUAUUGAAGACCAAGAUUAUGAAAACAGCACUCCAGCCACCGGCUCUGAAGGAAUCAGGUGGCUUUAUGGAAGCCUUGGAAUCGGAGGUAGCUCUUUCUGUGCGGAAGAAGAAAUUUACAAAGACGAGGAGGAUUGAUGGGGACAGCAUAGUGGUAGCAUCGGAUCAGCGGGGCAGUGGAACACGUCAAACUUGUAAACGUCCCAGCGCUGGGUCUUACAGUAGGCUUACAAAGUGUAGUCAGAGUGAUGUCAAAGGCUCAGAAAGUUCCGGGAGUCGCGUAUCGACGGGGAGAGAGGACAGGUUUAGGCAUGUUACUCCUCGAAGUGAGGAGAGAACUGAUUCUAUGAUGAAGAGAGAUUCAAAGGUGCAUCCGGCCAUCGCCAAGAAUAAGGAUGAAAAGGUUUCCAAGGCGACAGUUUUGAGUGGUGCAUCAGAUUUUUUUGAAGAGGAUAGGACACUUGAUUGCCGAGAAAUCAUGCAGUUACCAGUUGUUGGAAAUGAGGAAAACAUUUCAGACGAAAGUUCCAGUUCUGAUGAAUCACUGCCAGUAGGACUAAAAUCUUUUGGAGGAAGGCUUGAUGAUGCUGGGAAGGUAUCUGAUGGUAGGGAUAAGCAACCUCUUCCAGCAGUUGGAGGAAGACUUGAUGAUGCUGAGAAGGUAUCUGAGGGCAGGGAGGAGCGACCUCUUCCAGCAGUUGGAGAAAGACUUGAUGAUGCUGAGAAGGUAUUUGAUGGCAGGGAGGAGCAACCUCUUCUAGCAGUUGGGAAAGAUGAAGGUGAAGCUUCAUGCUGUGAGAAUGAAAUGAUUCCUGGAAGCCGAGUUGAAAAAGAACCAAGUUCCGACAAUCGUAAUACCUUGGAUGCCAGAGAGGAGGCCUCUGGCAAUUCUGUCUCUGUUGGGAGAAAUGACAUCUCUGCAGAAAGCCUCGCACAGAUCCGGAACGGUGGACGUAUCAACUCUGCCAGCAAUUCAUCUAAUGGAGAGGAGGAAUGCGAUAUUCAAGAGCUCAUCCAAAUCAUCGGCAUUAUCAAACGGAGGAGCGGUUCGCAUGAAAGCAGCAACUCAGGCACUGAUGGGGAUGAUGAAGAGUCUGUCCUUUCAGGUGCCGAGGGUGUUGGACAAAAUUUAAAUCGACCUGUUUCAUUGAAAGAUAGUCUCCGUAGCACUGAGAAAUGGGUUGAGAGCACUCCGAUCGAAAACGACGACAUCCCGGAUUACAAUGCUGGUGUUUAUAGUGGGAGCUCUUUUGAAGUUCCUGAUGAAGAGGGAAUUAUAUGGAGUAGUGUUUCGGAUCAGGAAGAUGUGGAUAGUGACACGCCUGAGAAGAAUUCUGAUGUCCCUGAUUAUGAGAACGGUAUUUAUAGUGGGAGUUCGUAUGAAGAUCUCAGCGUGGAAGAAAGCAUCUGGAGUAUUUCUAGUACGAGUAAAAGCACAUCUGACCAGGAAGUAUCGGAAAAUGAUUGUGGUGAGGUUGAAAAAGUGACUGCAGGGAUGAGCGACUCGGCAUCAGAACUGAUUGCUUCUGUUACUCAAAAUGAGAGGGGUAGCCCUGAUGUCUCAAACUUCAGUGAACAGCGGGGUAGCCAUAGUAAUUCACGUAGGAGAUUGUCUUCUUCAGGUGAAGACUCAACAUUUGAGGGAAAAGAAACAGUUGUCCCUACAUGUAGUUACAAUGAACAGCUGGGUAGCCAUGAUAAUUCAAGUAGGAGAUUGUCUUCUUCAGGGAAAGACUCAGUUUUUGAGGGAAAAGAAACGAUUGUCAUCACCAGGGAUGCAAAAACAAGAAGUCGGACGUCUGAAGCUAACUCUGAAUCUGGUUCAGAAGGCCACACUUCCCAAACCCAAGAAAGCUUUGGCCCCACCCAAAAGAAAACAGUUGCCAUCUCCAAUGAUGAUAAAGAACGUGAUGAUGGCAGUCAGACAUCUUCAGAAGAUGAGACGGGAUCUGAAUAUGAAGCCGGUAGUCAUCUUGGGAGGGGGAUCCCGUCCUAUGUUCAAUGUGAUGAAAAUGCCAUCUUGAGUGGAAGUUCCUAUGAGGUGGAUGGAUCGGUUUUUUCUCUCCGAUUUUCAGAUGUUUCUUCAAUUGAGGGUGAUUCUGAUGGGGAAGGGAAAACGAAAGAGGCUGAAUCUGACUGGAAUGAAGACACAGAUAAUGAGACGGCAUCCGAUAGGGAUAGGUCAUCUAAUGAGAGUGCGAUGAAUAAGGACAUUGAUGAAAAUGACUUUGAUAAAACUCAUGAGGACGAAUCUGAUAAGGUCUGUGAAUCUGACAACAACGCAGAUGCAGAUAGCAAUGCUGACUCUGAUGCCAUCAUGGGAAGCAAUAUUGAAUCAGAGGCUGUGGAUAGCAAUGCUGAAUCUGAGGCUGUCGACAGCAAUGCUGAAUCUGAGGCUGUGGAAAGCAAUGUUGAAUCCGAGGCUGUGGAUAGCAAUGCUGAAUCUGAGGCUGUCGACAGCAAUGCUGAAUCUGAGGCUUUGGAAAGCAAUGUUGAAUCCGAGGCUGUGAAUAGAAGUGCUGAAUCAGAGGCCGUGGAAAGCAAUGCUGAAUCUGAAGCUGUGGAGGACCAAAAUACAGAAACUGAAUCUCAUAAAGAUGUUGACAGUGAUUCAUCAUCUUCUGCAUCGGAAAAAGGAGUCACCAGAUCAUCUCCGAAGGAGACAGGUUAUUCAACGGUGACCCCUGUGAAAAUCGCCCAGAAUGAAAUUGUUCCAAGUUUUCAAUGCCCUGAUUGUCCGAAGAUCUUUAAACGACAGCACGACCUGAAUGUACACAGGAUUGGCCACUCCGAUGUGUUCAACUUUCAGUGCGAGAUAUGUUUUGCAAGAUUCAGGCAUAAGAAACACUAUGAUUCACACAAGACCACACACGAGGAAGGAACCAAAGAGUGUCGAUUUCAGUGCACAAUUUGUCCAAGAAAAUAUCCGUCAAGAAGUCGACUCAAUGCGCAUUUUAAAAGACAUACAAAUGAGUGGCUUCAUGAGUGUUGUCUUUGUCUUAAAAGGUAUAAGGUGGCAGAGGAUCUCAUGAGGCAUAUGAAGAUACAUCGACCACCGACAAUCGAAUGCGAUAUUUGUCAGAAGAGAUUUUAUUAUCGACGCACUGCAAUGCUUCACCGCGCUACGCAUAGCCCGGAGUCGAAUAGCGUUAAAUGUGAUGUGUGCGAUAAGAUUUGUGCCUUGCGUUCUUUAGACAAUCAUAUGCUGCUGCACGAGGAGAAGAAAUAUCAGUGUGAAAUAUGUAAUCGGAAAUUCCUUCUUUUUAUUGGUUAUAAAACUCAUAUGGAGCGCCACAUAAAAAAACUCGAGAAGGACAGGAAGAGUGAAUCUGACAAUGAUGAAGGUACUGACAGUGAGGUCAAAUCUGAUAAGGAUAAUGACAAUGACUCAUCAUCUUCAGAAUCAGAAAUGGAGUCAUCUCAGAAUGAGAAUGUCUGUACGAAUCUCACUCCUGUGAAAAUGGUGGUUAAUGAAUUUGGGGCGAGUUUGAAGAAAAUUGAAAAACUACAGUUCGAUGAACAAGAUGAGAAGAAAGAUGAUGGUGAAGACGCUCAGAGUGAAUCCCAUGGGAAAGAUUUUGACUCGCACGGGAAAGAUGGAGACUCGCAUGGGAAAGAUUGUGACUCACAUCGGAAAGAUUGUGACUCGCAUGGGAAAGAUUGUGACUCACAUCGGAACAAUUGUGACUCGCAUCGGAAACAUGGUGACUCACAUAGGAAAGGUUGUGACUCGCAUCAGAAAGAUAGUGACUCACAUCGAAACGAUUGUGACACUACAUGUUUGUCAAAUAUCAAGGUUGAAAAAGGAACUAAUAGUAGUCAGAGUGGUGUCUUGGAAAACAGAAAUGAGGGCUCACGAGAAACAAAAUGGGACUGGCCAACUAAAAGCUCGCAAAGGAAAGAUCAUGAUUUGGUAAAGCAUGAAAGUGGUAGAGCCUCGCAUGCCGGUGACUGCCAAAAGGUAGAAGGGUGGUGUGGAGGUGGCGAUGAGUUAGAAAAAGGGCGGCAUGAUCCGCAAGUGAAAGUAGAAACAUUGAACAGCUCGCAGGGGAAUCAACUCAGCUCACAUGUCAACAAGAAUGGAAUCAAUGCAAGAUUUCAAUGCCCUGAUUGUCCAAAGGUAUUUAAACGACAGUAUGAGUUGAAGGUUCAUAGGAUUGGCCACUCAAACGUGCUCAAUUUUCAAUGCGAAAUAUGUUUUUCAAGAUUCAAGCAUAAAAAACAUUACGAUGCGCACAGGACCACACACGAGGAAAACUUUAAAGAGCUUCGAUUUCAGUGCACAAUUUGUAGUAGAAAGUUUGCGUCCAAUAGUCAGCUCAAGACUCAUAUUGAACGUCAUAAAACAGAUCGACCACACGAGUGUGGUCUUUGUAAAAAGACAUACAAGGUUGAAGUGGAUUUAAAAAAGCAUAUGACCACACAUGGGCCUCCGACUAUUGAGUGUGAUGUCUGCCAUAAAAGAUUUCACGACCGGCGUAAUGCGAUAAUUCAUCGCAGAACACACAGUCCGGCGUCGAAUAGCGUGCAGUGUCGUGUUUGUAACAAGAUUUGUAAAUCGGAUUCGAGUCUGAAGUCUCAUAUGCUUCUUCAUGAGGAGGAAAAACAUCACUGUAAAAUCUGCGAUAAAAAAUUCCGUCACAUCGGUAGUUUUAAUAUUCACAUGGAGCGCCAUAAAGGAAAACCCAGAUAUGAGUGUGAAGUAUGUCAAAAGCGCUUUUACGAGAGUUGCGUAUUACAGAAUCAUCUUCUGGUUCAUGAGAACAAGAGGCUGUUUCAGUGCAAGGAGUGUAGCAAACGGUUUAAUACGAGAAAUGGUCUGAGACAUCAUUGUGAAUACCACGCCGCGCCUAAGUAUACCUGCGAGACCUGCGGGAUGAAAUUUUCACAGAGAGUGGCUUUGAAGCAACACGUGGCAGUGAAGCACUCAGACGCUAAAACUUUCACUUGUGAAAAGUGUCCGAAACAGUUUGUCGGGUUGAAAAAUUAUCAUGCGCAUUUACGGAUGGAACAUGGUAGUGGGGAGACUUUCGCUUGUGAGGCAUGCGAUAAGGUUUAUGUCACAAAGAGCUCCUUGGCAAGUCAUUUACGGGAAGUGCAUCGGACAGAGAAUUUUAAGUGCAAAAUAUGCUCGAAGGAGUUUUCCAGUAGAAGUGGUCUGAAUGGUCACAAGGCAACUCAGCACAGUUCAGGGAAGGAGCGUUUCGAAUGUGAAAUGUGUCCGAAGGUGUUCAAGACCAAAGGUCAUCUCGACACGCACAGACGUAGCCAUAUUGACCCCAAUGAUCGGUUACUGAAAUGUGAAAAAUGCGACAAGCGAUUUCACAUUCUGAGUGAUGUUAGAAGGCACAUGGAAACUCAUAAGCGUAGACCGUUUGAUUGCAAGAAUUGCGGAGCUUUGUACCGGACGGAAGAGGCUCUCAGGAAGCAUAUGUUGACACAUAACAAGGGCAAGCACAAGUGCGGACGGUGUAAUCAGGUUCUCCUUACGAAAGAACGCCUUGAUAAACACAUGCUGUUCAGCUCGUGUGCUAAAACGUACAUUUGUCCCCAUUGUAAUAAGGAAUUUGCGCGAGGUCAGUCUCUUAAAAUUCACAUCCGUAGCCAUACCAAGGUCGAGCAGAAUCCGUGCAAGCAUUGCGGGCAACAGUUCAAUCAGAAGGGCGACUUGGUGAAGCAUUUGUUUCGUGCGCAUAACGAAUCUGAGGGUCCUGUUUGUACGCUGUGUAGAAAGAGCUUUAAGAAUGUGCAUAAUUAUGAGCUUCACAUGAAAAAAAUCCACCCGGAUGGCAGGAGGAGAUUCCGAUGCGACCAGUGCGAGGAGAGCUUUUGUCUCCAGAUUCAGUUGGAUCGCCACCUGACAAAACACACUGGAAAGUCACUCUUCGAGUGCGAGAUAUGCCACAAGGGCUUUAAUCAUAAGCGUGUAUUGAUGCUACAUAUACGUUGCCACACCGGCGAACAUCCGUACAGCUGUCCGGUGUGUCAGAGACCGUAUAAGGACAAGUGCAAGAUGAUGACGCACGUGCGGGUGGUGCAUUCUGAGGACAGGCCGCACGAGUGCAAAAUUUGCUCAAAUCGGUUUAAAACCAAUGCGGCUUUGAAAAGCCACGAAAAAGUCCAUUCAGAUGAACGCAAUUAUGCGUGCGAACUAUGCGAUGCGACCUUCAAAGGCUAUUCGACCUUGAAAAGUCACAUGUUGAUACACACGGGCGAGAAAAAGUACGAAUGUGAAAUUUGUGGGAAACGGUUUGCUCAUUCGACCUCGCGGACGGCCCACAUGCGUGUCCAUGACGGAUUACGGCCAUACCCUUGUGAAAAUUGUGGGUCAGCGUUUACACAGAGGAGCCACCUUCGAACCCACAUAAAGAAUAGAAGCUGCUUCAAAGACUGACAUUCCAGUUCAUUUUGUCGCCAUUUUCACCUGCGGUGGGCUCCGUUGGUCAAAGCUAUAGUCGUAGUUCCACCUAUCAUAAAACUCCGUGUUUUUUCAAGACCCGUGUCUUCGCCGUGUGUCAAAAAACCCGGGGCGCACUUACACCUAUCAGUGGUGUUAGAUAAUGGUUAAUAGCCCCGGCGACAAGUGCGCUGUAGGUAGGGAGCUCUCCUGUGUUUCUUUUCCGUUGGAGGGGAAUUUCGCAUGCGCAAUACCGAGGCAACUACACCGCGCCAUCUGUCGCCGGAUCGUAGAACUUGCAAUUGCCGUGUCUAUUCAGAUUCCACCUAUCAAAAAACCCGUGUUGAACACGGGUCUAAAUUAGCCCCUGAUUAGCCCCAUCGAGCUCGAUGGGGCUAAUAGACACGGGGAUUUGACACACGGGUCUAUUUAGACACGACAAUUCAUAGGUGUAAGCGCAAAAGACACAGGGAUAUGAUAGGUGGAAGUACGACUUUUGUCAUGACGUCUGCUGGAGGAGCCAUAUUUAAACUAAUCGUACAGAAACGAAGUGCCUUUUUUGAGACCAACCGAUCAGGGAUUUUCACUCUCACAAAAGAUAUGAGCGAUACAACUUGGGAUAUUGCCAGUAAAAUGGUCAAUAUUACAUUGCAGUUUUCGGAAUGUUCUAUUUGAUCAUACUCAGAAAUGUAGAUCUUGUGGCCAUGCGAUUUAUGCGAUCAGUAUUCCAUGGCAGUGUUGGGAAUGUUCUACAUCUUACUCCAAGAUAGGUUUUGCGGCCGUGCAAUUUGAUUAAUGUUCAAUAUUCAUCACAGUAUUACAAUAACUUUGUACUAUAUUUACAAGCUUGUACAUACACACUGUACAAAGUUAUGAAUUUUUUUGACUUUUGUAUUUUUGCAAGUUGACUUUGUAUCAAAACUUUAUAUCACCAGCAAUUGGUGGUUUGUAGAUAGUUUUAACAUAUUGAUCAUUCUAUGCAAAAUUGUUGUUGGAAAUUUCCCUCCUGUAGUAUUAGCUGAAAUUAUAUGUUCACAUAUCAAAAUUCUCUGGGAAAAAUUCCAACAUGGUUCAGCUGUGCUGUCAUGUAUAUGAAUUUUUAGAAAACUAUGUAUUUUACAUGUUGAAGAUCUAAAAAGUGCUUCUGUGCAUGCCUUGUGUGCAUUGACGCGAUGUUUAUUGCUCGUGCUGCGAUGAAAGUCACUUCAUGACUGCAGUGCACUUGACUUUCUUGAGCAGCGGGGUUCAAUUGGCCAUCUUCGGGUGACUCAUAUGCACAGUAAGGGUAUGGGGUCAUGUUAGAUUCAGCACUGAAUAUAUUCAUUGUACAAGGGUGAGUAGUUUUGACGUACAUGUACUGUGAGAUGUGAGAGACCCUUAUUGGCGACUUUGUAUAACUUUAUCUUGCCUACCUAGCAACUGUCUAUAGUGUCCCUUUAACAUGAGCAGAACAUGACAAUCUGAUAGGAUUUUCAACUGCCUGUGUUGCAAUUUUUGUUAUCAGAUAAUCAUUUAUUUUUAUUCAAAAUAGUAUUGAGUUGUAUUUUUUAGCUCAGCUGAAAAGCUGAGCUAUUCAUAUGAGUAAAUGGUAGAAUGAGUGUCCGUCUGUCUGUCUGUCUGUCUGUCUGUCUGUCUGUCUGUCUGUCUGUCUGUCCGUUAAACAGGCACGUUUCAAAACUAUGGCGGAUAGGCGAUAGAUUUUCCCUCUGAGGCGUUGAGACCCUUCAGGACUCCUGAAUAGACCAAAUGUGGGUCCGGCAGGAUGAGCGGUUUGGCCACUAGGUGGCACCAAGCGAAAUUUUCCAAAAACUUUUCCAGCAGCUGAUUUCUCAGUUGGGGAUCAUGAAUCAAAUCUAGUUUUAUAGAGCAAAGCUUUCUCUUUCAUUAUCAAUAGGCGUAGUUCAUGAAUUUCUCACCAGGUGGUGUUACUGGCGCAAUUUAGUGAGCACCCCCAAGAAGAGCAUUUUAAAUUUCGCGCGAGUUAUCCCACGUCCAAUCACACAUGCAGCGAACGUCACGUCUCGAGUCUGCGCAGUUCAGACGUAAGGAGACCAUGCUAUGGAAUAGAUCGCGUUCUGUCAAUUCAGAGGACAGGAAUGAUCUGCAGCUGCAUUUGAACAUUAUUUGGUGACUACAUCUCAAAGAUGACCAAGAGAGAGGAUCGAGCUAUGACUUUGCACAUCCCAUCGACUUCGGUGUUCACCAGUGCAAUCAUCAGAAGAGCCAGGCAAUUCUAGUAUUCAAGUAUUUCAUUCUGUAAUACUUACCUCAAAAUUUACUAAAUAAAGAAAACCGCAUGUGGCAGUUGGUUAAAAAAAUCAAGUCUAUCUGUUUAAAGUUUUUACUUGCUAUCAUUAUUAUCAACAUUUCAAUGGUGGCAUUCUGCUAAGGUUUGUUAAGAGUUUCACUUGACUUAAGCAGGGUGUACACUAGUAAAAUAUUAGCAACAUUUUACCAACAUUUUACCAACAUUUUACCAACAUUUUACCAACAUUUUACCAACAUUUUACCAACAUUUUACCAACAUUUUACCAACAUUUUUACAACAAUUUUGCAACAAGCCCUUCAAGGCCCUGUGUUCACUAGCAACAAAAUUGCAACAAAUUAGCAACAUUUUUACAACAUGUUGGUAAAUUGUUGCAAACUUUUUAGUGGGAACAAAGGGAAAUAGGUAUUUUGGAGGGAAAAUGGAUGAUUCCAAGGAGAGAAGAUGUGUUUUGAGUGCUUCUGCAGCAAUUUUAGCUGUCAUUGUUGAGAGACGGAAGAGGCGGCGAAAUAACCAAAGAGAAUAUGGACCAGGCCCUGGAUCAAAAUGAGGGUGGAUGAUGGGGCAUACCACUGCCUGUUAAGGCCGCGUAUCCAUAGGGUAUGCCCUUGUGUAGUGUGGCGUUAUGGCGUAACAGCCUUGUGACCUGGCACUAUGCCCUGAGUCUCCAUUGGAUAUUCCUUUUUGGUCAUGUAGGCCUUUGUAGUCCUCAUUUCGCAGCGGUCAAUCGCGUUUAUCCGCACGCUGUCAUUAUUUCAGAAGACAAUUUCUUAUGAAUAUUGAAAAUGAAAAUACAAGUAACUUGUAUUUUCACUUGCAACAUCAAAUUGACAUGUACAUGUAUAUAAAACCUGACUUUUAAGCAACAAAUUACAGGUUCUGAUAAUCAUCAGUUUCGGGAUCCCAGAGUAGUUCCCGUUGAUGAACCUCUUGAAUUAAUUUCGCCUCAGACAUUGCUUCCGUGUUGUUCACUCGCAAAAGAAUGGACAUGUUCAAUCCCAAUAUGGGCCUAUAUUCCCAAUCCACAGUGCAUAUAUGCCCGCAAUGUGACACGGCAUAACCUAUGGGAACGAUCAAUAACACCAACGAAGGUUCAUUGUCCGUGUGGCACGCCAGGCGGUAAAAAGGGAAUGUUGUGCAGGGCACGGAACAGCCUAUGGAUACGCAGCCUAAAGGAGUUGCGGCUGACUGACAAGCCGUCACACAAAAACUUCUAGAAAAGGUUUCAUCACCCUACGAAGCAAGACACUCACUUGAGAGUUGCUAUACCUGCUUCUUGUUCAAGUCACAUGAACUCCGGUAGAUCACAUGACGCAAAUCCUAUUUCUGAUUGGCUGAAGAGUUUGCAACAUUUUUACAACAUGCAACAAAGAAUUGCAUUGCAUUUAAUUUGCAACAAUUUUACAACAUGUUGUAAGACGCGUUUUGCUCUGUACACACUACGCAACAUUUUUGCAACAUUUGUUGCAACUGGAAAUGUAAAAAUGUUGCUAAUAUUUUACUAGUGUACACAGGCCUUUAGGCAAUAAUAGAGUUGGGUAGAGCAUUUUGUUAAUGUUACCCUUUUAGUUAGGGAAACUGGUGCCUUCUGCAUUAGGUGGACCCCACUUACUCAUCUGUCAGACCGGCCUCACACGUCGGCAGUAGAGUUUAAGGUCCAGUCUGCGAGAUUUACCCAUUUCUACCCAGCCAAAAGCGGGUGAUUGGGCUAGUCUCUCCAUGUGAUUCAAUUCGCAUGGAUUCUUGUGUCCCGGUGCUGAAAGGAUCCCUCCACAAGGGCAGACUACAUCCGGUGGCACUGAAGUAUGGAAGAAAGACAGAAGACGACCAAUUUGCGAAAAGGAUCAUCAUCAUCAUCAUCAUGGUAACAGCUGAGGUUGAAUCAUGUUGCUGUGUGUAGAAUUGAUGGUCCAAUAUAGGUUAGGUUAUCUGUUUGCGCACACAUUGCAAGGGUGGAGCUUGCUUGAAGUAGAUUGCGCCAGUCUACCGUAAUUCACUGUUACACAUCCAGAAGCUAAUAUCCUUAGGCUUUGAAUCCUUAGUUUAGUAGAGUUUGACGAGUAAUGUAAUAUAUACGAACAACGCAGCAACAACUCAGCUGAGCGCCAGGCCCUUGGGCCUCUUGUUAUGAGAUACAGUGGAACCUCUGUUAGCGGACAUCUCUCUAUUAAGGACAACCUCUCUAUUAAGGACACUAGUUUUGGUCCCACAUUGGUUGUUUCCAUUCAAUUUGACCUCUCUAAUCAGGACACCUCUCUAUUAAGGACAGCACUUGUCAGUCCCGAGGGUGUCCUUAAUAGAGAGGUUCUAUGAGAUAUUUUCAAUGAGUAUUAGCUGUGCAAUUAUUGCUGGGGCAUUAGCCCUUUACAUUCUUGAGUGAUGAUUACAUUGGCAGUAGUUUUGAAGAUCCAUUUCAUGGCUUUUGCUAAAACCGUCUCAAUUGGCCGUCUAGUCACUGAUAUCAAAAACUGGUUUUUGUACAGUAGAACCUCUCUUAGUGGACACCUCUCUAUUAAGGACAACCUCUCUAUUAAGGACACCAGUUUUGGUCCCAAACUGGUUGUUUCCAUUCAAUUUGACCUCUCUAAUCAGGACACCUCUCUAUUAAGGACAUCACUUGUCAGUCCCAAGGGUGUCCUUAAUAGAGAGGUUCUACUGUAGUUCGAGGAAUGGGCCUAUAAGGCCGAAGUUACAUAGACCUCAUUCGUUCAUUUCCCAGGACUCAUUUGCCCCUUUUGCUUUCUUUCCCCUGUGAAUGCACGGCCUUGUGGCGUGCAUUCACCGAGGAAUGAAAGAAAAACCCGGAAAGUGACUCGUGGUAAAAUGAACGAAUGAGGUCUAUGUAACUUCGGCCUAACACUGCACUGCAGGUCUUUGUGCUAUUAAAAGAUUCUCUACAGGAAAUGCGUCUGCGCACAACUGAAAAGGGAGUGAAGAUGGACGCAGCACUUCAGGUCUGUCCAAAUAUCAGGCACAUGACAGGUGGACAGACGCCUUAAUGAUAAAAUACUCUGAUGUUAAUACUGUGAUUCAGAUACUGCUCCACUUUUUGGUAAUUCUGCUGGUGGUCUAUGUUGUUUGGUGUAAUCAUUAUUGUUCUUUCUAAUGUGCAUUAUUACUGUAAAUCUUUGUUACAUUGGCAGCUCAAUCAUGUAAAUAGGUUAAGCUAUGAGUGGUGAC